GUCAUGACGUCAUCAAAAAAGGACAGCGGGCUAAUCUCGCAAUCGUAAACAAAAGGAAAUUUUAACCUUGCAGUUUUUCUACUCCUGGAAAGUCUCUCCGCACAUAGACCUUUGCUUAAACAGCUAGCGACAUUGUCAUAAUAUUACAGGGCGAAAACAUGGUGGAUAUACGCACAGCUGUACGGUCAGAGUCCUUAAAUAAAAGCUCCGAUUAUGAACCUGUGAUUACAUUAAUAAACAAGAAGCACCAGCCCAAUGAGACCCAGUGUAAAAAUAGCCAGAAUAUCACUAGACACGAUUCAGGUUUAGAUGACACUUCAGAUGAUGAACCCUUGACAAAGUUGGAGAGACUUCCCAGACCUAAAAAAGCCACUGUACAAGCAAAGGGGCAAGGGACUACUUAUAUCAAAAGAGGAACAGGUAAUGGCAUCCAGAAGACAAAGAACAAGAUCGCAGGUUCAACCCAGGAUGAGGACUCCUAUGACAGCUCAGACAAUGAACCCUUGAUAAAGAUGGUUAAACAGACAUCGUUGCCAUUCAAAAAGAGACCCUUCAACACAGCCAGAGAGGUUAACGAUGUGAAGAGCAGAAAUAACGUCCAGAACACUCAAAACAUAUGCACAGACUCAUCAGGUGACAGCUCCGAUAAUGUGCCACUGAUCAAGAUGGUAGACAAGCUGAAGACACAAACCCGAACAAAGACACUCCCUACAACAGCCAGAGAAACACCCAAAUCCUCCGAUGACAGCUCAGAGGAUGAACCAUUGAUUAAUCUAACCAGGUCUCCAUCUAAAGACACUGUGAGGACAAUACUGAAGAGCUGUGUUGCUAAAGAAUCCAACAGCAACAACUGUAGUGAAAGAAAAGGCAAAACCAGCAGAGAGGAAGAGGUGAAUUCUGAUUCUGAUGACGAGCCCUUAAUAAGCCUAGUUAAAAAGCCUCUUAAAGCUGUAAAGAAGACCACGACACCAGCGAAGAAGAGUGUGCCAGGAAAGACAAACAAAGCAGUCAACAGAUGGAGCACCAACAUUGUUCAAAGCACAAGUGAAGGGUCUUUGGAUGAUAGAUUAGAUGAUGAGCUGUUGAUCAAGAAGAUGGUGAGGAAUCCAUCAAUGAAGACCCUGAUGGUUAUUCUGGAGAGGUGUGAAACUAAAGAAGCCUUGGAAGAUUACUAUAGAGCCAAUGUGGGAAACGCAGGCGAAAGAAGUGCAGAAGCUAUGGCAGAGAAGAGAAAUCGGUCACAAGACUGCUCUGACGAUGAACCUUUGAUAAAGAUGGUUGGAAGCCCAGAGUCAUGAUUAUGGACUUGUAUAGAUACCGGAAUAGUAUUUCAUUUUAGGAUUUUUUAAAUAUUGCACCUUUAUUUAACUAGGCAAGUAUGUUAAGAACAAAUUCUUAUUUUCAAUGACGGCCUAGGAACAGUAGGUUAACUGCCUGUUCAGGGGCAGAACGGCAGAUUUGUACCUUGUCAGCUUAGGGGUUUGAACUUGCAACCUUCUGGUUACUAGUCCAACACUCUAACCACAAUGCAUUACAGCAUUCAGUAACAAACUUGUCGAAGAUGGCACAAUAGUUACUGACACAACCACUUUUUUUCUUGCUUGAGUUUACUGUGUUAUGGUGAAAAUAAAUGUGUGCUGUCUAACUAUUAGGUGAUUUGGGAUAACUAUUUUCAUUUUUUAACCUGUGUUUUUCUAACUUAUUUAUUUUUGUAUCAUGUUUACCACAUGGACGUUCGUGGUAGCAUGUUUUAUAGUAUAUUUAUGGCCAUGCAAAAGUUCAACAAUAGGCCUGAUUAUUUUUAAUUGUUGCCAAUUAUGGGUCUCCAGCUUAAUGAAUUAGAGUACAUUUGUGAUUAAUAGGGAGGAGUCAGGUACUCAAUUUCUUUUGACUAGAAUGUACCAUCAAAUAGGGAGCAGUACUAUUCAUUUUCAAACACUGAAACUGUAGAUGUGCUUGUCACAGUCCACACGUAAUUUUGUGAAAUUACGUUCUAAAAAAAAUAUUCAUGAAUUGUUUUCACAAUUUUAAUUAAAGAACAGAAGUUU
This is a messenger RNA of Oncorhynchus mykiss (rainbow trout), 2048 nucleotides long. RefSeq lists its product as uncharacterized. The record is from RefSeq and is a predicted model, not a curated record. Lineage: Eukaryota; Metazoa; Chordata; Actinopteri; Salmoniformes; Salmonidae.